AUGGCACAACAACCAGAAUCACCCAGAUUAUCUUUAUCUGAAAACCAAGCUACAAUCCAGAAUCAUAGAAUUCAACGAGAAAUUAAUAAUAUUAGACAAUAUUUUCAAAGUUUGAAAGGAGAUUUACAAACCCAGUUAGCUACACUUCAAAAUAAUUAUAAUCUUCUCCAACAGAACUUAACUCAAAAUGAUUUAUUACUUGCUGAUAUUCAUCUUGAUCUUAAGUGGAUACCUUUACCAAACAUGGCAACAAUACAAGAAGUAAUAGCUGUAGUAACCUCCUUAAUUGCACCAAUUCUGCAAUAUAUUAGCCAAGAACCUCCAAAAGACUAUGUUAAUAAAAUCAAACAGUUAUAUAAUUGUAGUAGUAUAGUAAGUGUUGUGGCAGCCUUUAAUGAUGCUAUAAAAACCCAGAUUUUAGCUUCAAAGAUGGGAGGAAAAUAUAUACCACCCAAUCCAUUUAAUAAUCAAGCAGUAGUUGCAGUCAAUACACUAGCAUUAUUUUUAGCAUGGCUUAAUACAAAAUAUCAAAGAAACAAUAUUGGUACUCAACAAAUCGCAACUCAAAGAUUAACCCAAGAAAAAUUUAUGCUAUAUGAUACUUCAGAAACUUACAAAACAAGAAUCAAACCAUUUUUAUUAUGA
This is a messenger RNA of Cetraspora pellucida, 645 nucleotides long. Lineage: Eukaryota; Fungi; Glomeromycota; Glomeromycetes; Diversisporales; Gigasporaceae. The record is from the annotation of a GenBank genome assembly.